Messenger RNA from Selaginella moellendorffii, 1488 nucleotides. Its product is annotated as 1-aminocyclopropane-1-carboxylate oxidase 5. NCBI's taxonomy places the organism in Eukaryota, Viridiplantae, Streptophyta, Lycopodiopsida, Selaginellales, Selaginellaceae. The coding region runs from base 1 to 1368 and encodes 455 amino acids. Gene Ontology annotation, molecular function: dioxygenase activity. The transcript is spliced from 5 exons. The record is from RefSeq and is a predicted model, not a curated record.
AUGUGUUUGGCGCCAAAAGCUCAGAAGAUUUUUAUUGACCUAGCUUUCGAUUCGAUCGAUGCGCCUGGCCGCAGAUCGCGCGCACACACGGGAGGGCGCUGCCGCGACUGGCAGUGGGCGAUCCCGCGCUCCCAGAAUCCUUUCUUUUUUCCCCUCUUGCUCCUCCUUUCGCUCUUUUCUUAUUGCGAUUCUUUGUCGCGGAAGUGGUGUCUCAUUGCAAAGAAUUCCACGCUCCUACAGUCCAGAGGUGCCUCUUCGAAAGCUUGGCUAGCGUUUCACAGCUCCCUUUCGACAUCAGCUAUGGGAGUGGUAGCGCUCGAGAGCUUUGAGCCGGCUCUGACACCUUCUCUCGAUCACAGGGAUAGCCACCACUCUGAUCAGGAAAUACCAUCCAUUGAUCUAUUGCCUUUUUUCGAGCCAGAUUCAUCCCCAGGCAUCGCAGCGGGCAGGGAACGAAUAAUUCAGGAGAUCGCCAGAGCCUGCGAAGAAUGGGGAUUCUUCCAGGUUGUCAACCACGGCCUCGACUGCGACUUGAUAACUCAGUCCCUCCGGGCUUCCAAGGAUUUUUUCGAUCUCUCUAUGGAAGAGAAGAUGAAAGUGAGACCCCCUCCAGGAACUUGUCCCGUGCCCAUGGGAUUCUGUCACAACAGUGGAAUUGACGGCCUUGUGGAGAGAAAGGAACAUCUUUUCUUCUUCGCUGAGGAUGGAUCACCGACGAAGUCACCUGACAGUUUCUCGAAGUACAACGUUUGGCCGGGAAAGCCACAAAACUUCUGCUCAAUUGUCCGCGAGCGACUUAUUGUCGAGGGCCAGAAAACAGCGAUUUUCCUGCUGAGUCUUAUUUCCCGGAGCUUGGGACUGCCGGAUAACUUCCUGUACGAGCACUACAAGGAGAAGAUGAACGCUCUCAUCAUGCUCUUCUACCCGGUUUCGGACAUCCCGGAAGACAUCGGCCUCCACAAGCACCAAGAUGGGAACAUUCUCAGCGUGGUGGCACAGAACGAGACCGAGGGACUCCAGGUCUUGAAGGACGACAAGUGGAUCACAGUCAAGCCACGCACGGGGAGCUUGGUUGUCAACGUUGGCGACAUUGUCCAGGUGUGGAGCAACGACAGAUACAAAAGCGUCCAGCACCGAGUCAUCAACAACGAUCAAAACGUCCGCUACUCGUUCGCCUUCUCCUGUGUUCCUGGAGUGAGCACACUGGUAGCUCCGCUCCCGCAGUUCACGAGCGAGAUCCAACAGGCCCCGCGCUACCGGGAGUUCCAGUAUGGGGAGUACAUGAUGUACAGAUUCGAGAACAAGAAGAUCGUAUCCAAGAACUCGGAGGAGAUCACCAUCAAGUACUAUUCAACCGCAGAGGAGUAAAGAUCGCAAGAACAGGAGACACAAGCAGAAGAAAGAAGAAGAAGAAAAUCGAUGUUAAUUAUCUGUCGACAGCAACAGGGAUAAAUCUAACAAAAAGACACGGGUUAUGUUUUUAGGCCG